CGCGCGACACCUUACCCAUCUCCGGACGGCGAACAUCUUCAAAUCCUCAACGGCCGAAACCCAUUUCUCAAAAUCCAAAAGUUUCACACUUUCGAUUUUGAUUUGGUGGUGGAACGAUGGACGAUUACACUAGAGAGAUGAUGGAUCUCAAGACCUUAGUCACUCGAACCCUCGAGAAGAAGGGUGUUCUCGCUAAGAUCCGGGCUGAGCUACGAGCGAGUGUGUUUGAGGCAAUUGAAGAAGAGGAUCGAGUGAUUGAGAACAACGAAGGGCUGCCUCCAGCUUUGUUGGGAAGCUGUAAUGAUCGUGCAAGGCAGCUUCAUGCUCUUCCCUCAGGUAGGUUAUUAUGUGCGUUAGUUUGUGAGUACUUGGAGUGGGCGCAACUCGAUCACACGCUCAAAGUGUAUCAACCCGAAUGUAAUUUGCAAAAGGACUCGUGGAAGUCUGAAUUAAACGACUUUAGCAGCAACCAUGGUUAUGAGCUCAACAGAAAUGGAGAUAGCGCACCGCUUCUUCUUGAUGUUCUUGAAGGAUUCUUGAAGUUCGAGAGCAUGACACAGACCAUGGGUGGUAACUCAAGGAGAGAGUCAGAAAGUGAGUCUUCAUCAAGCCUUGACUCUAGGAAUCCUCCUCGCAGAUCAUCUGCUUCUGACAACUUACCUCCUCUACGAAGGACGGGUUCUGGAUCCCAAGGAUCAGAUAGAAGAGGUGGGACUAAUUACAGAAAAGAUGAAAUCAAUUGGAGACACGGUAAUCAAGAUGCGCAUGAAGAGGUGAUGAGAGCUUCAGCGGCGCUUGAAAAUCUUCAGCUUGAUAGGAAAACUCGGAACAUGACAUCCUCUUGGAGGAAUGUUAGGGAUGGAGCAAAUGAAGAUGAAGGGAGGGAUUGAUUUAUCAUUGAUAAUAAAAUGAUAAUAAAAUGCAGCUUCUGAAAGUGAGUGUUGGUUUGUGUACGUGAUAUGUAUGUAUGUUCUUUAUUUGCAAAACAGUGUGUUUCGUGGGAACCCCUGUCUCUUUAAGGUUAUUCAUGACAUCAUACUAAACGGUUAAUGUUUUUUUCUUGAGCUGGUUUGGUAAGAGAGGAAACUCACAAAGAAUGAGUUGCAUA
Molecule: messenger RNA, 1108 nt
Organism: Eruca vesicaria subsp. sativa (arugula)
Lineage: Eukaryota; Viridiplantae; Streptophyta; Magnoliopsida; Brassicales; Brassicaceae
Source: the annotation of a GenBank genome assembly